ACAUUGGACAUUUCUCGAGGCUUGAAAGCACCGAUUGAGGUGUUCUGUGACCAGGACUAUGAAGGUGGCGGUUGGCUGGUAUUUCAAAAUCGAUUCAAUGGAGCAAUUGAUUUCUAUCGGCCCUGGGCUGAGUAUAAGGAAGGGUUCGGUGCAUUGGAUGGAGAAUUCUGGCUUGGACUGGAUAAGCUCCAUGAGAUAACAUAUUCUGGUUCGUACGAACUGGCGAUUCAAAUGGAAGGCUUUGAUGGAGAAAAAGCGGUUGCACGAUAUUCUGAGUUUGCGAUCGGCAGUGAAGCGGAGUUCUACAACCUAAUCAAAUUGGGAACGUACAACGGAACAGCGGAAGACAGUUUAAGUUAUCAUUCAGGGGGGAAGUUCUCAACCUUCGAUCGUGAUAACGAUGAACAUGAGACACACUGUGCAUCGGUUUACAUCGGAGCCUGGUGGUAUAAAGCGUGUCAUUUGAGCAAUUUGAAUUCGAGAUAUGGCCCAACCGGUCAGCCAAAUCGUAUCGUCGUCUGGCGAAAGUGGAAAGGGGACUCGUACGCUUUGAGAAAGACUCGAAUGAUGAUAAAAUUGAAGUCGUAAUUGCCUACUACCGUGUAGACACCAACCUUUGCGCAUUUGGGUGAUACUCACUCCUUUAAAGCCAUUUUUUUCUACAUUCAUAUUUUUCACACAUGCCCACAAUCACUAGCUAGUAUUCCAUGAAAAAAAGUUUGCAUUAUGCACCAACAAUA
Molecule: messenger RNA, 740 nt
Organism: Aedes albopictus (Asian tiger mosquito)
Lineage: Eukaryota; Metazoa; Arthropoda; Insecta; Diptera; Culicidae
Product: microfibril-associated glycoprotein 4
Exons: 2
Source: RefSeq, a predicted model, not a curated record